Messenger RNA from Pseudoliparis swirei, 1075 nucleotides. Its product is annotated as hemicentin-2-like. The coding region runs from base 1 to 669 and encodes 222 amino acids. NCBI's taxonomy places the organism in Eukaryota, Metazoa, Chordata, Actinopteri, Perciformes, Liparidae. The transcript has 4 exons. The record is from RefSeq and is a predicted model, not a curated record.
AUGCUGGAUCUAGUGUCUGUGCAAAUCAGUCCACCAAACAGUGUCCCAUCUGUCAACCAGCCACUGGACCUGGUCUGCCUUGGUGCUCCAGCAGCUGACCCUUCACAGCAGGUGAACCAGGUGGUCUGGUACAAAGAUGGACAGAAGGUGACGCUUCGUGAAAAUAUGCAGCUGCUGCAAAACAACCUCACAAUUCACUUUGACUCACCGCUGCCUUCUGAUACUGGAUUCUACAUGUGUGAGAUGUAUGAGCCUACGCCUCAACAGACAAGAGUGUUCAGCCUGGGAUAUCUCCUCAGCUUUGCCGCUUGGAACGUCAGCAUCAGUGGACCUGACACCGUGUCUCCUGGCAGAUUGUGUAAAUUCACCUGCUUGACGAGCUGCACCUUAAAUGUGGAUUGUACCGUCAGAUGGCAGUUCAGGCAGGGUUUCCCCAUCGGAAGCUACUUUUCAGUCCAUGAAAAUGAAUUCAGGUGGACCCCUUCCAUCCCGGGUACUUCCCAAAACUUCACCUGCGUUGCAGAAAAUGCAGCUGUUGGACGCUCUGCCGAGGCCACCAAGCUGGUGGAGGUUAUAGGUAUUCCUCUAUCUGGAUCACAGGGGGUGCAGAAAAAUGAACUUCCUGCAAUGAUCGUCAGCCUGGGACUGCUGCUGCUUUUUGAUUUAUAGCUGGUGAUUCACAGCUGUUUACUUUGUUUUACCGUUUACGCCUCAUUGAGUGUAUUUGCCCUUAUGGAAAUGUUUUUCUUGUUUCUUAAAUUGUUUUACUUCAUGCAAUUAGGUUAUUCACAUGUUUACCCAUCGUAUACAUAUACGUUAUAAUGUAUAUAACUGUUAUUGAGACAUCCUGCAGCAGAGUAUAAUCUAAAGUAUAAUCAAUGUUUGUGAUGGUUUCAUGCUUAUUCUAACUCGAUAAUGGUGUCAAGUGUUUGUCAUGAGGAUCAUGAGACGUUGUAUGCGUCCCAAAUGGUAUUGUUUCUCUUUUUUACUUCAGUUCGUACAGCAGCCCUUACAAAGUGUGUAUUGUUACGUGCAGGGUGCACACACUGAGUCAUACUACAUUUGGCACACUGUA